Molecule: messenger RNA, 1035 nt
Organism: Cornus florida
Lineage: Eukaryota; Viridiplantae; Streptophyta; Magnoliopsida; Cornales; Cornaceae
Exons: 3
Coding region: 1-1035 (344 amino acids)
Source: RefSeq, a predicted model, not a curated record
AUGAGAAGCUUGAAAAAGGCAGCAAGGAAAAAGAUUGUUCCCUGCAAUGAUCUGAUGUCUGAAGGACAUCUUGGAGUGGAGACUAAAGUGUCCCCCACAAAUGUUGCAGCUAUCCAUAGGAAUAUUGCUCCUACUUGGAGCUUGAACCCCAACACCAUUAAACUCACUGUCAUCACCACCACAUCACAGGCUAUUCACUGCUCAGUCUCAGUUAUUGGCUUAAAUGUUGUUUUUUUCACUUCAUUUAUUUAUGCUGCUAAUGUUGUAACUGAUAGGCAGCUUCUAUGGGAUGAUCUAAUCAAUCAUGCUCAAUUAUUUGCCAACACACCAUGGCUCUUAAUGGGUGACUUCAAUGUUAUACCAAACAUUGGGGAAACUCAUGGAGGUUCAAUGAGAUGGAGUAAUGCAAUGACAGACUUCAAUGACUGUCUGCAAGAAACUGAGUUAGAGGACUUGAAGUUCAGUGGAAUCCUAUAUUCUUGGUCCAACAAGAGUAUGGGAAAUGCAUGCAUUGCUAAGAAACUUGAUCGAGCCUUGGUCAAUCUUACAUGGACUGAAACUUUCCCUUUAUCUGAAUGCACCUUUCUUCCCCCAAACAUCUCAGACUACAGCCCUAUCCUAGUCAAUCUAGACCUUGCCACCCCAAGAAGACAAGUCCCCUUCAGGUUUUUCAAUGCUUGGUUCACUCAUCCAAUUUUUCACUCUACAGUACAUAAGGUUUGGUCUAAAUUCAUCAAGGGUACAGCUAUGUUCCAGGUGGUCCAAAAACUAAAUUUGCUGAAACAAGAGCUGAGAUCAAAAUGUAAGAAGGAAAUUUCUGAAAUUGACUCAAAGCUGCAAGCUGUGAGGAUGGAAUUAAAUGCAUGUCAAAGGGACCUUGAAAACACACCAGAUGACCACAGCCUUCGAGAACUGGAGAAAAUACUUACUAAUGAGCUGCUGAGACUUGGCUAUAUUCAGGAAGAUACAUUAAGACAAAAAUCUAGAAUGUCCUGGCUGAAGCUUGGGGAUUGCAAUUCUAGUUUUUUUCCAUAA